AUGAGCCUCCAGCACGCCAGCGGUUCUCCCUCGGGUGAUAUCAGACAACACAUUAAAAGACUGUCGCCCCUGGAUAUAAUCAGACUCAACUCUCUGGAUUGUGCCAACAGCCCAGCUGACGUAGUCAAGGAGCUUAUUGAAAACUCUUUGGAUGCUGGGGCCACGGUUGUCAAGGUCUUCUACUCCUACUAUGGAUACAGAGAAAUCGCGGUUUAUGACAACGGAUUGGGGAUUUCUGGCUAUGACGAUAGCUUCGAGGUCAUUGCCAACAGUAAUUGCACGAGCAAGAUCCGCAUCUACGACGAGAUCUUCUCUGUGCGGACGUACGGAUUCCGAGGCAACGCCCUAAUGUGGAUCAGUUUAAAGGGAGAGCUUCAGAUAUUCAGCCGCGGGAGCGAUGAUGCAAAAGUCAUGCGAGCCAUCUAUGUCAACGGUGGUCUCUUUUCUAUCGUCUCUAUUCGCACAGAGGACGAGGAGUACGUCCUUCGGUCGUUUGUUGGUCAUACUACCAUAGACGUGUCAGGAAGAUUCACCAUUAUGGUUGUCUCGAAUUUUGGCGAUAGUCGCCGUGAAACGGAGAUGUCUCCUUCUACACAAAGGAGCGAGCUGGAGGAUACCGUUAAGCGCUACGCCAUACCCCACUAUGACAAAGAGUUCCUUCUCUACGAUACAGAUAUGAACAUUCCCAUUCUUGCUUUGGAAAAGCGGCCCAGUAUCUAUGACAGGCUAUUUGAUAUCCGACGAGAUAUAUUUACCUCAGGUCACGUUGAGGGCGGGCAAGCUAGGGCUCCAUCAGAUACACCUACUGGGGCGCCAUCUCACUUGAUCACCCGAUCGACCACCUUAUACAUUUCAGAGAAGGAAAUCUUGCAAAGCCCUUUCUAUGUUGCCAUUAAGAACAAGCACGAGAGUCGUCGUUCUCUUUCUACAUGCGCCCCUUCUAUUUCUAUAGAGAACCACGACACAGCUACCUGUACUACACGGGUUUCGAGCACAUGUACGGCUAGGGCCAGGGAUGCCCGUAGUCCAGAGACCUUCCGGGUGGUGAAUCUCGAUCAACGUGAAACUCUGAAAAGGACGUCAUCUGCUCCAGCUUCCCUUGGAUCACCGGUCAUGUCUACUCUUCCUCCAGUUCCUGAUACUCUUUGGUACACAGACGCGGUCACAAAGGGGGACAACUCGGCCCAGAUUCGACUUGUUCCACAACUAACUCCAUUACUCCUAGCAUCGUACUCCACUGGAUCCUUACACUUAUCAGAAACCUCAGCAGCCCCAGGAAAGCAGUUACAUUUGAAGCACUGUCGCUUCAUUAGAGAACUUAGUCACCAUUGUCCAUCGCACCAUAGCUAUGUCGCUGCACUUCAGAUUUCCAUCCACGCAAGCAAUCCACUAAUUCAUCCUAUAGCUAGAAAAAGUUCACAGCAAACUGCGCUCAUAAAUAGCCUCGUUACUGGCAAGACGAUGAUGAAUGCAAAUUUGGCCGUGCUCCUAUAUUAUAAUAAACGGCCAGUCAUUUCAAAGCGUCUUUUCGACGGAAUACAUGCAUGCAUAAACGCGUAUUUCAAGGAGAUCUGCGGCCCUAGCCUACUGUUGAUAAUCAUGGAAUCGGUUCAGGGCACCUGCUUCUGCGACUUGGAUAGAACCCCAGAGAAGAAGUUUAUUACAUUUGGAAAGUACAUUGGGAAACUUAUUCAGGAGAGAAUCCUGAGGCUGUUGUCAUCCAUCUUUUCAAAGAAUCUGGGUCGCAAACGGGUGCGGCUCAAUGAACACCAGCGUCUCCUGGCGAAGGCUAAUAUGUUUGGCGACUCAUUAGACAUAGGUGCCAGCGCCAACUCCCACGCCUUGCGAUUAUUAGGCGGACUUCAUGGUGUGGCGCGGAUGGAUCCAGCAAAGCUUCUCGACUUUGAUUACAGGCUCAGUCUCUUCUUUGAAAAGUGCACUCAGUACCUUUAUGAACGGAUCUUCGAGGGCGCGGCUGGGAGCGAGUACCAUAGCGGGGUAACAAACCUUGACUCUCGCGCGGCAACGCGGCAUAUCAACAACAAUGUGAUCGUCAAGACAAUUAAACUGUAUCGUGAGGAGUUCAAAACCUUCGAUCCUUAUGCUCUGGUGCACCGGAACGUUUCUGAGGAGGUUAUGGGCCACAACGGCCCACACUGCCAGACACUCACUUCAAAUCGCUCUCCUAUGGGCGAACAAGGCAGUUGUCGAAAGAGCCACACAGUUGAAGCACGUAGUCCAAGACAGACAGGGUCACAUAAGAGCGCUCAGUCCUGCAAAAUCAGCAAGGUGACCACAGAUAUCAUGAAGCGGGUUCUUGGCUGUGACUUUCACACCAUCAGAAGUCUCAACAAUCCAGUCAAGAAGAAUUACAAGGCCUUGUUUCUGUCUACCUAUCUGCUCUAUGGUUCGCAGUAUGCGUUGAUCAAAAGCUUCACCUUGAUGCGUCCGGAUCUCAUCACUGGUAUUUUGCAAUUGGCGCCACAUGUUGGCCAUUCUCUCAACUAUGGUUCUGGCGUUUCUCUCAGCGUCUUGGCGGCUAUCUUCAACUCCAUUAAUAGUUCCUCUGCCCCAACUGCGGUGCGGUAUUCUAAGGUGUAUGCCCUGUCCAGCUGCCAGGAAUCUAGUGACUGGGUUUCUGAGGCCAAAUUUGUGGCCAGGAAUCCGUCUAGCAGCGUCUUUGCACUCAGAUCUAGACAUACCAGACACUCCUUGCAGGGCAAACAAAAGAACAGCCAUAUUGCCCCGCCUCCGUCUUCUACUGUCAAGCUCGUCGGUAGCGCACCUGAUGUCCAGCUUCCUGAGACAGUUUCCUCCCGACUAGACACGUCUUACAUACCAACUAUGACUGCUAGCAUGGCGUCGCCCCUCCUAGAGUAUUUGACGCAAUUUGCCACCAAGACUGCACACCCAACAUCUUACCAGGACGACUGCACCGACAUCUCCGAAGUCCCGCUGCACGAACCUGCCGGACUCUCUACCAGCAGCGAGUCAAGCAGAUCUCCCUCACUAUCGACUUCUCGACGCCCCCGUCCCAAACUGAGCUCCCUCACCAUUCCCAGUGACGAUACUUCAAAUAUGGGAAAAACUGAGGCUCAGUGCAACUCUGAAUCGCAGGAGCAUGAUGCUUUAGAGUACUGUGAAAUCUUCAAUCCGAUCUCAGAGGCAGAAAAAUCGAUUGAAAGCGUUGUCAAGCAACGUGAUCUAACUCUUUCGUCAGAGGAUUAUCAAGAAGAUAACUAUUACAAACUAAAAAGGUUCACUCGAGUAUUUGACCUUGACGUAAUUAGGUCACGCUUUCAUCACCUUGAGAACCAUGUAAUCCUCGUUCUCGAAGAAGAACUGAAGGAGAAAAGGCCCAUUAGCCAUAUUUUAGGGCCUAGCCCCAGAGAGGCUCGGGCGGCAAAAGAAAAGCAGAAAACACUUGUUGAUUCUUCCGGGAAAAGGGAGAUUUUCACAGAAGCAGAUAUUAAAACAAUGGGGAAGCAACGAUUAGAUGCCAUGUCAGAUGCUAUCUCAACCAGCGAGCCGAUUUCACUAGCCCGCAUAAAUAGCUAUAUUCAGAGCCAGAAAACGUUGAUUUCAAAGGCAGAGCUGAAUAUUGGAAAUCUGAUCAACAUAGAUGGCACUAUUGUGGCAUAUUACAAUCUUGACAAUUAUUGCUGCAAUCUAAAUGCAACCAGAGUGACAACUAAGGUAUUCAAGAUCAUUCUUCUUAAGUACUGGUUGGGAAACGCAGUAAAAAGCCUCUACAAUCCAUCCGUUUCCUUUCACAAAGUUCCCUUGAUGCGUGUGCCAGCGCACUACAACGUGCUCAUCGAGACGUUUAUCGAUCUGUUUGUAGCAGUGGGUAUCGGCGUCUCUGUAGCUGAUAAUAGAGUGGUAGCGGCGUCAACAAAAGUCACAGGCAUGGCCCCUAUUCCCAGCCAGAUAUGCAUUCAAUUACUAAUUCACCCCCUGCUACUCGUCAGCGAAUAUUAUCAAUGCUUUAGGCUUCUAUUUGAAGCAAACAAGACAGCAGUGCCGACUGAGUCUGACUUCGAGCAAUUCUUAUCCAAAAUUCAGCUGCUUCUUUUCUACGAUCAUCUGGAAGCCCCGGACCCUAUCAGUAUUGGAAAGCACAAGGCGCUUCGGAAGAGACUAGGUGUGCUGACCUAUGGACAUCCGAUACGUAUCGAAUGCUUGAAAGAUAUAAAUUACACUAUUCCUUACUCCAACAAGACCAUUAAACUGUUUAUCCACUACUACUGUGAGUUCCUGGCUACCCACUUUAUCCGCGUAGCGUACGAAAGUCAGUCUGCAGAGGUCAUCAGAGCGUACUUCCGCCUCGUCAUUGAUCAUCUGAGCGUGGAAGACUUGGACACGCCAUACAAGAUGCCAAUCUAUACAGAGAACGAGGCCCCGGCGAUUGACCAGACGCUGUGA
Messenger RNA from Giardia duodenalis, 4425 nucleotides. RefSeq names its product Mlh2-like protein. Gene Ontology annotation, cellular component: MutLalpha complex. Lineage: Eukaryota; Fornicata; Diplomonadida; Hexamitidae. The record is from RefSeq and is a predicted model, not a curated record. The coding region runs from base 1 to 4425 and encodes 1474 amino acids. Gene Ontology annotation, biological process: mismatch repair. Gene Ontology annotation, molecular function: ATP hydrolysis activity; ATP-dependent DNA damage sensor activity. The transcript has a single exon.